Molecule: messenger RNA, 2749 nt
Organism: Ctenopharyngodon idella (grass carp)
Lineage: Eukaryota; Metazoa; Chordata; Actinopteri; Cypriniformes; Xenocyprididae
Gene: ano10a
Product: anoctamin 10a
Exons: 14
Coding region: 202-2160 (652 amino acids)
Biological process (GO): chloride transmembrane transport
Cellular component (GO): plasma membrane
Molecular function (GO): chloride channel activity
Source: RefSeq, a predicted model, not a curated record
UAGGGCUGUGUCAUCUCGAUGACGUGGAGGAACUCAAGUCAGCCUUAACUUUAAACCUCUCCGGCUCAUACACAUGAAUUAUACCCAAACACAAUCAAGGUUUUUAAAUCAACUAGCUUAAAUGGGCGUCUGAAGUGCAGGACUGACGUCUGUUUCGCGUUCCGGACAGCUGAUCGCGCUUGCAACACUGGAUCAGGAAAAAUGCAUCUUGGCUUGUCGUUUUCUGACAGUGAUGUCUCUUCGUUCACCCCUCUGGUGGUCCUGGAGCUUGCUUAUGACACUAAAGCAGAGGCCAUCACUUGGUUACUAAACAGGAUCAGAGACAAGCAGCAAAAUGGAGGAGCAGAGUUGUUGGUGGAUCAAGUACUGUUUCCAGCUCAGGAUGGUCAGAAGUCUAAUCCAAAUGUCUUUGUGGUGGGUUCCACGUUACAGAGGCUCUUAAAUGGAGCUGAGGAUGUUGGGUUGUUUAAGGAGUUUCAAGAUGGCACAAUGAGAGCAUUCACUUAUGCCAACAGAGAAAGCUUUAAAGUCUUUGAGGGAGAUGGUCAAACAUUUCUCAGUGAGGCGGAGUGUCAAUACAUUAUCAAACAUGAGUUGGACACACUUAGAGCUAAGACUGAAGAGCAUGUUCCAGGAUACCCUAAGCUUAAGCUCUACCCUGGAAAAUCAGUUGUGCGGAGAUUGCAAUCCAAAGGUGUCCUAUACCAGUAUUUCCCGCUCCAUAACAAAGAAGACCUUAAGAGACUCUCCUUCUCAUGGUACAAAAAGAUCAAACUGUCCUUCCAGCCACUGGAUGACAUCAGAUGUUACUUUGGUGAGGGUCUGGCGCUCUACUUUGGAUUUCUGGAGUAUUUCACGUUUGCCUUGGUACCCAUGGCCCUCAUUGGUAUCCCUUACUACUUCUUUGACUGGGAGGACUAUGACAAGUACGUUCUGUUUGCUGUCUUCAACCUGGUUUGGUCUACAGUUUUCCUGGAAGUGUGGAAGAGAUGCAGCGCUACGUUAGCGUACGGGUGGGGAACGCUAAGCCGCAAAAAAGCAUUUGAAGAACCGAGGCCUGGAUUCCAUGGAGCUCUGGGGUUUAAUCCAGUCACGGGGCGAGAGGAACCAGUCUACCCUAGCUCCAAGCGGCAAUUGAGGAUAUAUUUGGUAUCCGUUCCUUUCGUUCUGCUGUGCCUGUAUCUGUCCUUUUACGUGAUGAUGGUUUACUUUGACAUGGAGAACUGGGCCAUAAAUAUAUACCAUGAAAAUCCAAACUUUGCGACCAGCAUUCUGAUGUUUGUUCCCAGUAUCAUCUAUGCUGUGGUCAUUGAGAUCAUGAACUUACUGUAUCGCUAUGCUGCUGAGUUUCUCACAGACUGGGAAAACCACAGAUUGGAGUCAUCAUAUCAAAACCACCUCGUGCUCAAGGUUUUGGUGUUUAACUUCGUAAACUGCUUUGCCUCUCUCUUCUAUAUUGCCUUUGUCAUGCAAGAUAUGGUGCUUCUGAGACAGAGUUUGGCCACCCUGCUCAUAACCUCACAAAUACUGAAUCAAGUGAUGGAGGCCUUCCUGCCAUACUGGCUGCAGAGGAGGAGGAACAAGAAGGCACAUAAGAGGAUGAGGAGGCUGAUGGGUGAUAAAGAGCUCCCCCUGCUGGAACAAGUUCAGCUGGAAACUGAAAUGAACACCUAUCUGGGCACAUUUGAUGACUACCUUGAGCAGUUCCUGUUGUUUGGCUAUGUGAGCCUGUUCUCCUGUGUGUAUCCGCUGGCUGCUGUGCUGGUGGUGCUGAACAACAUCACUGAGGUUUACUCUGACGCCUUCAAGAUGUGCCAUGUUUUCAAGCGUCCCUUCUCAGAACCAGCCGCGAACAUCGGGGUGUGGCAGUUGGCAUUCGAGACAAUGAGUGUUAUCGCCGUGGUGACCAACUGUGCCUUGAUUGGUUUGUCCCCACAAGUGCAUGCAUACUUCCCCGAAUCAGAGACUCAGCUGAUCCUCGUUGUGGUGGCAAUAGAGCAUAUUCUCCUGGGCUUCAAGUUCAUCCUGGCAUUCGUCAUUCCAGAUGUUCCUAAACACAUCCAAGUCAAACUAGACAAGCUGGAGUUUGACUCCCUAGAAGCUCUUAAGAAAAGGAAAAUACUGGAAGUUGCGGAGACCGGAGAUACAUGGAAUAAGUGACGUGUAACAGCAACACAACAAAAGUACUCAAGGUGUACACAUGCUGUAAACUAUCUAGUAUUAUAUAUUUCAAUGACUUUAAAUAUGCACUCCUUGCCAUGCUAUUUAUAAAAUGGUUUAUUGAAUAUGACAGGGUUUUUAUUAUAUUUUCCAGGCAUUGCAGUUGCACACAUUGUUUUAUGAUUUCUCUGGUUACUAACAUGACUGGUGAAAAUGGGAAUCCAAUCACUGCAUGUAUGAUAUGGUCAAAUUACCAGGUUGAUUAGUUUAGUUGGUCAUUUUUAUUUCUGUUUUAAUGUCUGAAUCUGUAAAAAAAAAAAAAAUGUGUAUUGUAAAGAGGUGGUUAGAAGAACCUUGGGCCUACAAAUCCCAAACAAAAAGACAUACUGUAAUUUUCUGAGGAAUUGAAAUUCACUGGUUUUAUUGAGUCCGAGUUCUACCAAAGAUAGAGCAGUGCCUUUAAACAUCACUGUAUCACGUUUACCUGUUAUGGCUUUUGUUUACAGAGUCAGGCCACGUCACCCUGUGCUGUACUUGAAUUAACCAUAUUCAAUAUUCUCUGCCUGAAAAUAAACAUUUUAAAUAUUGA